This is a messenger RNA of Lindgomyces ingoldianus, 930 nucleotides long. RefSeq lists its product as uncharacterized. The transcript has 4 exons. The record is from RefSeq and is a predicted model, not a curated record. NCBI's taxonomy places the organism in Eukaryota, Fungi, Ascomycota, Dothideomycetes, Pleosporales, Lindgomycetaceae. The coding region runs from base 1 to 930 and encodes 309 amino acids.
AUGCCAUGUAUGGCUGUUAGGUUGUGGAGUUAUGUUCAGAAUCGAGAGGACGCCGGAAUUGAGAAGGACAAGGUUAAGGUUGUGAACGGCAUGAAUAGCAAGGUUAAGGACUCAGAUGUCAAAGAUUAUACAGUCAAUGGUGGGGAGCUCAAAGUCAAUGGGAGUGUACCAGACGACCCAGCACAAAGUUUUAUGCCUCUCUGUCGACAUAAUGCUGACCAUCCCGGUCAAGCCGCAACUUCUCUUCUCUGGAGCGCAAGUACGACUUCCCAAUCAUGUCUUGUGCCUAUUUUGGAGCUCUUAUUAAUCCCCGGAAAGGGCAAUUCAGGGAGAGCCUUACCUCUAUUCACUAUUGCAACCUCAAACCAUGCCCACAACAAUAACAACAACAGGAAGAAGUCAAUGCCGAUGAUGCAGGCCAUAAAACGCCAACUGACCGCCUCUUCCUUGUUCCAGCUUUUGAUAAAUGGGAGCGGAGAUAAGGGACAGACCAUGACCGAGGCUAUGAGUGGUAGAAGGAGCUUCGCCACACUAAUACCUAUUCUGCGCACCGCAAAGUCCAUUUUCAAGGUCCUGAAAAACCAAGAUGUUAUCACGUAUAGCCCCUCCCCAAGCAGUGCCUUCAUAUAUAUAUUCUCCUCUCCCAUUCAUAUGGCAUCAAAGAGCGAAGCCUGUGCCAUAUCAGAAAAUCCGUCGAGUGGAUCUUGUAUAUUUCAAAAGACUGAGCACAAUAUUGAUACUGACGUAGGACGAGAGAACAUUGGGCAUUCCCACAGGAGAGACGCGCAUGUAGAUCUAGAUGAUGAGUUAGAACAGCAGUCUAUCCUCGCACGGAUGUUAGCUGUGAUUUGUGAAGAAUACGACGAAGGAAAUAUCAUAUAUAUAGAGCAAGUAUCUGGAGGUGAAAGUUUCUACAUAAAGCAUCGUUAA